AUAAUUAUUGUUUGCGGUGCAAUGGUCAAAGGUUGUCCUUUUCAGUGCCGCGAACCAGAGUGCGAAACCAUAGUUCCUUGUGCGAUUCAGUUUUAACACUGGGUAGGGUAGUCUUCUCUUUCAAAAGACGAUGGCCUUGAUCAUUUGGCCAGGCUGGAUUUCAAAAAGCUGACAGGGUAGGCCUACCCGGCCGUUGUGUGGGACAAAAACAAGCUUCGGCCGUCAGUUUCCACAUUGAUUAUGUCGAAGCGGUUAUUUCUGCUCUGGACUGAUUCUUACACCGACUUACAAAAGAUGGCCUCCGAGCAAGUGUAUAAAAUCCUGUUUUUCCUCCAGUCUGCAGCCUUCACCUUAUUCAUCAUAAGCUGAAGGGGAAUUCUCAACGCUGAAUAAAUGUAUCGACGCAUAGAGCCACUGAGAAACCCUUGACAAGGUACUCGACCGAUGUGCGGGUUAAAGUAAGUUUCGGCGAUCGGUGUCUACAUUACUUAGGUCGAAACGGAUAUUUCUACUCUGAUUCUUGAACAGACUUGCAAAAGAUGGCCUCCGAGCAAGUGUAUAAAAUUCUGUUUUUCCUCCAGUCUGCGGCCUUCAUCUUGUUCAUCAUUAAUUACUCCCAAGACUCCAGUCUUGUACUUAAGCCUGUGAGGAAGCUGACUGAUAAGAAACCAUGUGGGUGUAUAAAUGGCACCCGAGAGAUAUUUCAAAACACCAGUGUUAAUGCUUCAGUAGAUCCAUUCAGACGGGGACCCUUGUCCAAUUGCAGCUUGUACGACAUCAAGAAGAGACCUGGUGUUGUCAUGUUGACCACAGCAAACCUUGCGUAUGUAGAUGUGGUGCUGAACAUGCUAGAGAGCGUCAAAAGGGUGGGCAUUUGUAUAAACACAACAGUCAUCGCAGAGGAUCCGAAGGCUUACGAUAUCUUGAGCACAUAUGCCAAGGGGGAUCCAGCAGUUUAUGUCCAAAGGACCAAUUCUGGAGAAAUGGACGUCAUUGAACACUCGCGUCGCCAUCGCAGCCAGUACUACGGAAUUAUGAACAAGCGCCAGGCGUACAUUUUGUCUUUUCUAGAAAAAGGUUUUGAGGUUCUGUUUACCGACUCUGACACGUUUUGGUUCAGGGACCCCUUUCCACAUUUCCAGGGAGAUUUCGACAUGUGUCUCAGAGGAUUUACUCCUACCAGAAUAGUAAAGAAAACUAAUUUCUGCGCUGGCUUUAUAUACCUGAAACCAACCAAAGCGACAAUCCAGUUUGUGAAGGCAUGGGUCGAAAUUUUAGAUUCCAACAAGAAAAAGGGAUCAUACCCGGCUGAUCAGUCAGUAAUGAAUGGACUAUUGAAAGGUGACAAACCUGUGCACGUGAAUAUCAAAAUGUUAGAUGCUGACCUGUUUCCAUGGGGCCCGACAUUUUUCAAUCCAAAAUGGCAGAAGCAGAAUCACUCAACUGUUGUCAUGCAUGCCGCUAGCAUACGUGGUCAUCCUGCAAAACUGAAAAAGUUCCGAGAAUUUGGUAUGUGGCUUGUGAAUGUCACCGUCCCGCCUGCCCCCCGUUAAAACAAAACUGAACCCGGAUAAGUGGAAAAAAGGUCUACUUCAAGAGUGAAACGGAUAUAAGGAAAUCUAAUCUCCUUCCGUCUUGUUUAUUUCGUUUUGUGGGGUUCGUGUUGGCUCAUAUUGCUUAAAUUUGUUUGUUGCUUCUUUGUUUUUUGGUUUUAGAUUUCUGCUUUCAUUUCUUGCCAAUGUUAAAUUAGUGGAUGAGGUAAUAAUUGCCGAUGAUGGUUUUUUUCACCUUCAGAACUAAAACCAAAUGUGACAUAGGCCUACAUGCUGUGGCAUUCAACACAUAUUUACUCGUGUUAUCUUAACAUUCUCUAGAACCAUUUCUUGAGAAAUACACACCAAUACCAAAAUGUGUGUUGGAAGUUUUCAAGUUGGUAUCGACAACCCUUUAAAUACGUACGACUUGAAUUGUAAAAUGUUGCUUUUACAGCUCGUUAACCGAGGAAGCCAAGUGCGCACUUGAAAAGCAGCUUGCCCUGGAUAACCUGCACGAUAUGCGGUAAAGGGGAACGCCCCCCCCCAUGUGACGCACAAGUUGUAUACCCAAUAUACCCUACUGUGCUUACUGCACCCCUUCGGAAAUCUGAUAGGAAUUCCAAAGAGUCCAUCAACACAAACGAAGACACAAUAGGGGGGGUCUCCUUCACCGCACAUCUUGCGUCAUAUGUCCCCCCCCAUACACGCCCAGUACAGCUGUAGUGAACUUGAAAUUCCAGACAAACACACAACUGCGGUCCCAGCGAAAAUGUGCACAUUUCUAUGGGGAGAAAAUUUGUUACUGCGAAAUCGCAUUGUACGAAAUUCCCGUUACAACGAAAUGUUUUUGUCAUUCCGAUGCCUGAAAAAACAUUGCUGACGACCCAUUUAUAUAACAAGCGUUUACAAAUGAAAACAAGUGUACAAUGCAAAUGAAGCAAUGCUACACUGGUUCCUGCCGCGCCGAACCAUCGCCAAAAAGCAUAUUAUAUUAAAGGGAAAUGCAGCAGCCAGUUUACCUGUUUACAUGUACAUAUUCCAGUCCCAAAAGCAUCAUGCUUUGCGCUGCAUCUUAUAUGAAUGCAGCUCUACUGUUGCAAGUCAAAAUAUCACUGCCGUUUCAAAAUUUCUGAAAGUUCAUUCAAAUAGAUUGAUCUCACAGCUAUGUUUGUAUUUUCCGGGUUCAUGAAUUUUAUUUGAGGUUGUACUGCUCAUACCAUAUCUCGGGCGCAGGCGGCCGCACCGCAGUGGGCCAGUGAACCCAGACUUUCGAUCAAUCGUGGUCAUGCACGUAGUGCCGAACAUCAACAGAAGGAAUAUUGAAUACAAUGUCUCUCCAUGGCACAAUUUGUGUUUGAAAGACUACUGACAUGGAUAGGCUUCCAGUUGAUGAGUCUUCACAUUCUUGCAGGUACACGUACACACAACUCCAGGUAUGCAUGCCGAUAAGUUAGCUUCGUCCUCAUUCAUGGCGAUCGAAAGUCUUUAAAAAUCCUAGAAAAGUAUUAAAAAAAACAGAGGAAAACUUGAGAAUUGUUAGAUAAGAGGUGCGUUUAGUCAAAUUAGAUUUUUUGGAAAUUAGAAGUUAAUGAAGGAAUACAGACUGAGAGUUAAUAAUAGAAACUGAGAAUUCAGACGAAAAACUGAAAACUCGAAGGAAGAGGUUGGUAGAGAAUUUUGAAUGUUAACUAAACAGAAUUUAACGACGAUGUUGAGACUUUAAAGAUUAAAGGAAUAAGGACAAGAUUCAGAUGAAGAUCAACAGAAAAUAGAUAAUUCAAUAUGGGAAAGUGAUAAAUCAAACAAGAAAGAUCUGUAGUUGUGAAAGUAUAAAAGAUUUUGGUAAUUUGAAAGAACCGAAGGAGUACGUGUAUUAAAUUGAAGUGUAAACUGAAAGAUUUUAGUGAAUUGAGAAUUAAGAAUCAGUUUCUGAGAAGUCUGAUAACAAAAAGCGAGGGAGGCAAGACGAGUAAGAAUUCCUGAACAUUAUAUGUGACAUUGAUUGAUUGGAACUGAAAAUUAACACCGCACACAAAUUCUGUUGAUACUUUAGAAAUUGUAGGUGCAUUUAGAAUGGGGCACGUUUUAACUCGUAAAUACUCUGUACAGUUCGACUGUCGCAUCUAGGCUAUGAAUACAUUUUGAUAUGUGAAAAUUCAGCAAAGUAUGGUAGGCGACUUUGAAAAAAACAUUCUGAAAACGUGCAAUUACUUUUAAUACGUUAUAGUUGCGUGGAGAUUUUAACAAUCAGCCGUUGACUUUUAGUGAAUAAUUAGCGAUAAUGUAGUGGCUUUGGUGGAAUAUAUUUUCAUAAGUCAAGAUUGUCUGAA
Acanthaster planci (crown-of-thorns starfish) is the source of this 3865-nucleotide messenger RNA. RefSeq names its product UDP-galactose:fucoside alpha-3-galactosyltransferase-like. Gene Ontology annotation, molecular function: glycosyltransferase activity. NCBI's taxonomy places the organism in Eukaryota, Metazoa, Echinodermata, Asteroidea, Valvatida, Acanthasteridae. Gene Ontology annotation, cellular component: Golgi apparatus. The record is from RefSeq and is a predicted model, not a curated record.